AUGAUUCCUCAGGUGUUGGUCUUUCUCUUUCUUCUGUCCUUGCCCUUCUGCAUUGGCUAUUCUAUCUCCUGGGUGCUUUAUCACUGGGUAAAUCGAUCCAACCCUAACACAGGUAUCCGGAUCCCCCCACACCUGCCAGCAGUGAUUCCGAUCCUCGGCCACACAAUCCCCUUUUUGUUUGAUGGUGCAUCAUUCGUGAGACGGGCAACGACCUAUGCGGGAAAAUUAUCAUGCGUCCGAAUCUCGCUACCAUUGGCAGGUAUCUACCUCUUCCAGGAGCCCGAAGCAGUCGCUGCCUUGUGGAAACAUCCACUGCUCUCCAGCCCGAUCUUUAUUUACACCGUGGGCCUGCGGUAUUUGUUUGGCAUGAAAGACAAACCGCUCAAGACGUACAUGGCAGACGACGCCGGACCCUAUCGCAAACCACACCCCAAUAGCAAUGUGGCCCCGCAUAAUCGUGUCGACUAUCUGACUCACGACUCGCUACUGCGAGGCCUAUCGGGAGCAGGACUGGCGCACACGUUUCAACGCUGUCGAGAUACUGUUAUCUCGCAGAUUGACAGCUUGUGCAUCGAGGACGAAUGGGUCCAGAUGCCCGACCUGCUGCAGUUCUUUCGAAACCACGUGGGACGGGCGGUGCUCCAGUCCCUCUUCGGGCCGCUCUUGCUCAGCAUCAACCCGACGUUCAUGGAGGCCCUGUGGGAGUUCGACGCAGCGACUCCCUACCUGGCCAAACGAGUGCCGAGACUACUUGUCCCCAAAGCCUACCGCGUGCGGGACUCGUUGCUCGACCAGAUUCAACGCUGGUACCGGCAUGCUCGCGCCAACUUCCACGAGUCGUUGAUUGGGGAGGACAAGGAUGGGGACCCAUGCUGGGGGUCUCGCAUGAUGCGCGAGAGGCAGCAGUUCCUCCUAGCCGCAGACAACCAAGAUGAUGCCUCGCUGGCAUCCGCAGACUUGGGCUUGAUCUGGACCUCCAUCACCAAUGUCGUGCCCACUGCCAUGAUGGCAGUUCUCCACAUCUUCCAGGAUGCUACACUCCUCAGUCGCGUCCGAGAGAGUCUCCAAGCUCAUGACACAGCCUCCCAUGAGCUCGAAUUUGUUUUUUCUAUGGACAAGCUGCUGCAGAAUGAUCUCCUGAACGCGGUGUACGCUGAGACGCUUCGGCUCUACGUCCAGGCGUACGUGACACGCUGCUCCGCCCAUGAGCCCGUCUCCGUAGGGAGCUGGUGGCUGGGGCAGAACGAGGUCGUGAUGGUCAGUUCCUACGUUAAUCACAUGAACGGGCAGCUAUGGAAUACCCAGGAUGGGGAGCACCCGGUAGACAGCUUCUGGGCGGAUCGGUUCAUGGUCGACCCCAAGGAUCCACAUUCGGGGCCGAUGCGGGUUCACAGAGACCAGCCCGAUACUGGAAAUGCCGUUCCUCGUCUGGACGUCAAGGGAGCUGCUGGUCAGCCCAGCUUCUCCGUGAAGGGGCUGGAGGGGACGUGGAUCCCCUACGGCGGUGGCAGCUCAGCAUGUCCUGGACGCAUUUUCGCCAAGCGGCUUAUCUUGUUCACCUGCGCCUUUUUUGUCAGUCGAUACGAUGUUGAUAUUCAGGCCUCCUCCUUGGAUAUGGACUCCUCCGGAUUUGGACUGGGAACACAAAAACCAAAGAACAAGGUCCCGUUCGCCAUUCGACGGAGGCAGAGGCUCUGA
Messenger RNA from Aspergillus tanneri, 1698 nucleotides. Its product is annotated as cytochrome P450. The record is from RefSeq and is a predicted model, not a curated record. NCBI's taxonomy places the organism in Eukaryota, Fungi, Ascomycota, Eurotiomycetes, Eurotiales, Aspergillaceae. The transcript has 3 exons. Gene Ontology annotation, molecular function: heme binding; iron ion binding; oxidoreductase activity, acting on paired donors, with incorporation or reduction of molecular oxygen. Bases 1 to 1698 code for a protein of 565 amino acids.